UACAGUGAUCAGCAUUUAUUAAUUUAUGUGACUGCAGGGUCCAGGGAGACCAGAUAUAGUGAAUGCAGGGUCCAGGGAGACCAGAUAUAGUGAAUGCAGGGUCCAGGGAGACCAGAUAUAGUGAAUGCAGGGUCCGGGGAGACCGAUAUAGUGAAUGCAGGGUCCGGGGAGACCGGAUAUAGUGAAUGCAGGGUCCGGGGAGACCAGAUAUAGUGAAUGCAGGGUCCGGGGAGACCAGAUAUAGUGAAUGCAGGGUCCAGGGGAGACCGGAUAUAGUGAAUGCAGGGUCCGGGGAGACCGGAUAUAGUGAAUGCAGGGGUCCGGGGAGACCAGAUAUAGUGAAUGCAGGGUCCGGGGAGACCAGAUAUAGUGAAUGCAGGGUCCGGGGAGACCAUAUAUAGUGAAU
Messenger RNA from Staurois parvus, 406 nucleotides. The record is from the annotation of a GenBank genome assembly. NCBI's taxonomy places the organism in Eukaryota, Metazoa, Chordata, Amphibia, Anura, Ranidae.